AAGCACCUGGCGCUGGCGGCUCAGGCGCUGGCGGCGCUGGCGGCGCUGCUGCCGCUGCUGCGGUGGCAGCUGGCGGGGGCGGUGGCGGAGGCGCCUCGGCGGGCGCUGCUGCUGCCGGAGUUUGACCGGCUGGCGCAGGACCUGUCGCUGCACGUGGAGGAGAUCCACGGCAAGCUGGUGGACAUCAUGCAGGAGCGGGUGCAUGCGGCGUGCAGGCAAGUGGCGGCGGAGGCGGAGGCCUGGCCCCGCGCACCUCCCCAGGUGCAAGCACACCAGGCGGCGCAGCCAGCGCCGUCGGAGGCGCUGAGGCUGCUUGUACGGCAGCUCGGCACGCUGCGUUCCGUACUGCAGCCCAUCCUGCAACCCGAGGAGGUGUCGUACAUAUUCGGCCG
Molecule: messenger RNA, 392 nt
Organism: Astrephomene gubernaculifera
Lineage: Eukaryota; Viridiplantae; Chlorophyta; Chlorophyceae; Chlamydomonadales; Astrephomenaceae
Source: the annotation of a GenBank genome assembly